This is a messenger RNA of Charadrius vociferus (killdeer), 699 nucleotides long. RefSeq names its product ermin, ERM-like protein (gene ERMN). The record is from RefSeq and is a predicted model, not a curated record. The coding region runs from base 1 to 699 and encodes 232 amino acids. Lineage: Eukaryota; Metazoa; Chordata; Aves; Charadriiformes; Charadriidae. Gene Ontology annotation, molecular function: actin filament binding. The transcript has 4 exons. Gene Ontology annotation, cellular component: internode region of axon; myelin sheath; extracellular exosome. Gene Ontology annotation, biological process: actin filament organization; regulation of cell shape; morphogenesis of a branching structure.
AUGACAGAAGAAGUCCCAGCAGCAUCCACCAUGCCCGAGUGCAACGGGAGCGUAGCCCCGGAGAAGGGCCCACUGCAGGUCAUCGGCGUCAUCGAUGAAAUAGCAAAAUCUGAGGAAAAUAGAAAUUUGUUGGUGGAGGAAACAGUUCAUGGGGAUUUUGAUGGAGAGAAGCAAUGUGAAGCAAAGCGAGAGGAAAACAGUGGGAAGCUACAGCAGGGCUCAGCUGAUACCCAGGACACGGGGACCGACGGCCAGGAAUCAGUGGGAGGGCCGGGCAGCGAGGGGACGCCUGCGGGCAGCGGGCAGCCAGAGCCCGGGACGGCGGCCAGGCCCCGCGGGGGAGGGGGGGGUCCCCGGGCAGCCAGCGCCGACGGGAGCGGGAAUGCAGCCGAGGAGGAGGAUGCAGAGGAGGAGGAGGAGGACACCGAAGAGGAUGAAGUUCAGGUGAUCGAAAUCAAGAAGGAGAACGGCGAGGCGUCCCGCCUGGAGCAGCACGGCAGCGGCAAGGAGGCGUCCCCCCCCACCAGCCCCGGCUGCAACGCCCCGGCGGAGAAACCCGGGGAGCAGCCCAGCCUGGGGAAGAAAAAUGAUAUCUCCAGACACAGCUAUUCCAGAUACAACACAAUUUCCUACCGGAGGAUUAGAAAAGGAAACACCAAACAACGAAUCGAUGAAUUUGAAUCCAUGAUGCACUUAUAA